UGCCUGUUGGCUCCAAUCCCCGUCAACACUCACGAGCAUUUCAUCUCUCUCUAUUAUUAUUAUUUUUUACUAUUAUUUUCUCUCUCCUCCACCUCCUCCUUUUUUUCGUUUUUUCUUUUUUCUUUCCUUCUGUGAGCUGCAAUUACAAAGAACUGAUAGAGUGGUGAAAAACCAAGCAAAGCUCACCCAAUCCCCGAUGCUCAGAUUCUUCACCUAUUGAAACCCUCCUUUGAUUCCCGAGUCCAUCACAAACCCCAACCAACCAACCUCCCCUGCCCAAUACCAACCAUAUCAUGAAGCGAGACCACCGUUUUCCUCCUUAUCAGGAACAAUCCGGCGGCGGCAGUUGUUCUAAUUCAAUGGCGGCGGAUGGAAAAGCUAAGAUGUGGGGGGAAACUGAACAAGACGAUGAGCUUCUGGCGGUUUUGGGUUACAAGGUCAAGUCCUCAGACAUGGCUGUGGUGGCCCAAAAGCUCGAACAGCUCGAAGAAGCCAUGGGUAAUACCAGUGAACAAGAUGAAUUGUUAUCUCACCUGGCUUUGGACACAGUUCACUAUAACCCUUCCGAUCUCUCUUCUUGGCUCGAAUCCAUGAUUUCCGAGCUCAACCCUCUCCCUCUCCCCAAUUUCGAUUCCAUUCCGUCUCAACUUCGGGCGAUCGAUGACCCAUUUCUAGCCCCAGCCGAAUCAUCCACUAUCACCUCACUCGACAAUAAUAAUCGCUCUCCAUUUUUCGAAGACCCAUCUUCAGAUUACGAUCUCAAAGCGAUUCCAGGUAAAGCGGUUUACUCCCAAAUCCAAUCGUCUCAAUCGCAGACGUCAAAUUCAAACAAACGGUUGAAACUCUGUUCUGGGUCUUCAUCCUCCACUGCUUCUUCGAUGCCGGCGGUGGCGGUUGGGGGCUUGGGUUCUCCGUCGAUUGAAUACAAUACUCGCCCAGUAAUCCUGGUUGACUCGCAAGAAAACGGUGUCCGACUCGUCCAUGCUCUACUGGCCUGUGCAGAAGCUGUUCAACAGGACAAACUCAAACUCGCAGACGCACUGGUGAAACAAAUUGGGUUUCUCGCCAUCUCCCAAGCCGGUGCUAUGCGAAAGGUUGCUACCUACUUCGCCGAAGCUCUGGCACGACGAAUCUACAGAUUAUACCCUCAAAACCCUCAGGACUCAACCUUCUCUGACCUCCUUCAAAUGCAUUUCUACGAGAGCUGUCCCUACCUUAAAUUCGCCCAUUUCACAGCCAAUCAAGCUAUCCUUGAAGCUUUUGCUAAUAGGAAAAGUGUUCACGUUAUCGAUUUCAGUAUGAAACAGGGUAUGCAAUGGCCGGCUCUGAUGCAAGCUCUGGCUCUCCGACCCGGCGGUCCUCCGACGUUCCGGUUGACCGGAAUUGGGCCUCCUACUCAUGACAACACAGACCAUUUACAGGAAGUUGGGUGGAAAUUAGCUCAAUUGGCCGAGACCAUUCACGUCGAGUUCGAAUUCAGGGGCUUUGUUGCCGCCAGUUUAGGCGAUCUGGAAGCGUCGAUGCUUGAUCUCCGAGAGGGUGAGGCCGUCGCUGUCAAUUCGGUGUUCGAGUUGCAUCAGUUGUUGGCCCGACCCGGUGCGAUCGAGAAGGUGUUGUCUGCAGUGAAGGAGAUGAAGCCGGAGAUAGUGACGGUGGUGGAGCAAGAAGCGAACCACAACGGAUUAGAUUUCUUGGACCGAUUCACCGAGUCGUUGCAUUACUACUCGACUCUGUUCGAUUCGUUGGAGGGUUGUGGUGGGUCGUCAUCUCCGGUGAGUAAUCAAGACAAGGCCAUGUCGGAGGUGUACCUGGGGAAGCAGAUCUGUAACAUUGUGGCCUGCGAAGGGUCGGAUCGGAUUGAGCGUCACGAGACUCUGACUCAGUGGCGAACUCGGUUUGGCUCGGCCGGGUUUGAGCCAGCUCACCUGGGUUCGAACGCGUUCAAGCAGGCGAGUAUGUUGUUGGCUCUAUUCAAUGGCGGCGAUGGGUACAGAGUGGAAGAGAAUAGUGGGUGUCUCACACUGGGUUGGCACACUCGCCCACUCAUUGCCACCUCGGCUUGGAAACUCAGUUAGCAGCUGAGCCAACCCAACUCACCAAACCAAACCAAACCCUAGGCCUUCGCUGGGUGGGGGCCUUUAGUUUAGUGUGAGGGUGAGACCCACCACUAGUCCAAAGCGUGUCUCCUUUCUUUUUUCACUGUGCCAGUCUUUUUUUUUUUUAUAAUUUGUUUCUUUAUUUGGGUGGAAUCUUGUAAUUUUUGGGUGAAUCUAAAAAGGUCAAUGUGUUUAUAUAUAUAUAUAUAUAUGGUAGCUUUUAUUUAAUAAUAAAAAAAAAGACUUUAUUGGAA
Messenger RNA from Cornus florida, 2350 nucleotides. Its product is annotated as DELLA protein GAI1-like. NCBI's taxonomy places the organism in Eukaryota, Viridiplantae, Streptophyta, Magnoliopsida, Cornales, Cornaceae. Gene Ontology annotation, molecular function: sequence-specific DNA binding; DNA-binding transcription factor activity. Gene Ontology annotation, biological process: response to abscisic acid; response to ethylene; hyperosmotic salinity response. Gene Ontology annotation, cellular component: nucleus. The record is from RefSeq and is a predicted model, not a curated record. The transcript has a single exon. Bases 294 to 2075 code for a protein of 593 amino acids.